UUCUUCAGGUGUAUACUGCAGUGGUAAAAUGGACCCAGUCAUUCCAUAUGCGGGAGUAAAAGUUUACAGAUACGAACAUUACAUUCCCACCUCCGCAUGCGUCGCCCAGCGGUGGCUGGGAUUGGGGGUACCCUGGGACAGAGUGGACUGCGAGAUUCCCGGUGGGACCCCAUGAACGGGCCUCAAAAUAGCUCCGUUUCCUGACAGCACAAUUACAGCGUGUGCGCCUCGGUUGAGAUAAUAAUAACGGCAGCCUUGCCAUUUGCCCCCUGUUAUUAUCAGCCGUCCAGUCUGGACUCUUCAGUGAGCACCGGCGGGGCACAGCGCACCCCUGAAGGGGGGCUCAGAGGAGGGAGAGAGCGUGUGCGGGUUCGGGAGAGGUGGGCGCGUUCACGGCGACGCAGGCCCCCUCUGGCAGCCUCUACCUCACCUGGCGUGGGUUCGAGAAAUCAAUGUGCUUUCUGUAGCUACAAAACUCCCAGGCCCCCGUUUCAGCUAAUGCAUUUAUCGAUCGGCUUGAUGGAUUUUUUUUUCCCCCUACGCUGGAGAAACGCCCCAGUCUUCCGCUCUUGGAAGCCCGCAAGCGCCAAGGCUGGACUGCCUCCCAGAAGCACCUCCUAAGAUUAAUCGGGUGAUUGGGAACUGCAGCCGUCAAACAAUUAUACUUGUAUUCCACUUAAAUCACUAAUUGACUAAUAUUGUGCGUGGAAUUAUAUGUCAUAAUAUUUUUUCCCUUUGCCCUUUGCAUUGACAAGACAUAUAUCAUGUCACGGAAAAGGUAACAGCCAUACGAAACUCCAUUGGUCACUCCAUAUGACCUGUAUUCAGUGGGCUGAUUUUUGAACAUGCAGAACAUUUUUUAAUGUUGGAUUUUCUGUCCCAUGGAGUUUUUUUUUUUGUUGAGAAAAUAAUCCCAAAGAUUGCUUUCAUACACUGUCUUACUUUUCUUUUAUCCCGAAAAUACAAAGCUUUUCAUUGAUGCAAUGAAAAAAAAAUGCAUUGUUCUUUUUUGAGAGAGGACAUCACCGUAACUUGAUACGUGUCUUUGUGAACCCCACUCAAGAAUGGAAUGAAUUCCGAAGGCCAAUAGAGGUCCUUUCUGUUUUCUGUUUUCAUUUUUCAGUCGUGCAACUGUUGAUAUCGUAUUUUUCGUCACGUACUCCGGUCUUUCUUGGGGGUUUUUGUGAGAGAUUGGCAGAGGAGACAAGGAAGACUUCUGGGCUUUCAGAGUUCAACAAAAGCUUGCAUUCCAUUCAUGUAAUGUAUCAGGUUAUACUCAUCCUGACGAAGUACUACCAUGCAGACUCCACCAAGGUGCUGGAAAGCUCCCUGUGGAGGUCCAGCGAUUAUGGAACCACUUACACCAAGCUCAACCUGAUGCCCGGGACAACCAUCAUCGUUACCAACUUCUACAUUUGUCCCACCAACAAGAAGAAGGUGAUCCUGGUCAGCUCCUCCAUUAAUGAGCGGGAUCAGAUGCUUUUCAUCAGCGUGGACGAGGGGGCGUCCUUCCAAAGGCAGCCCCUCUUCUUCACCGUGGAGACGCUGCUCUUCCACCCCAAAGAGGAAGACAAGCUGCUUGCCUACAGCAAAGAGAAAAAGCUGUACGUAUCCACAGACCUGGGUAGAAAAUGGACUUUACUGCAGGAACGUGUGACCAAGGAUCGGAUUUUCUGGUCUGUGGCUGGUGUGGAUGUGGACCCUGAUCUGGUGCAUAUGGAGAUGCAGGACACAAGUGGAGGCUUCCUGUAUGUGACCUGCCUCAUACAGAACUGUUCCGACAAAAUGGUCACCGCGCAGUUCCUGGGGAAGAUUGACCAGAACUCGCUAUCCGUUCAGGACGACUACAUAUUUGUGAAGGUGACCACAGGAAAUCGCACCAAGCACUACGUCUCCUACCGUCGGAACGAAUUUGCCCAAAUGAAGUUCCCCAAGUACGCUCUGCCAAAGGAUGUCCAGAUCGUCAGCACCGAUGAAAACCAGGUGAUCCUGGCUCUGCAGGAGUGGCAUCAGACUGAUACCUACAACCUGUACAUGUCGGACCCGCAGGGCCUGUACUACUCCAUCGUGCUGGAGAACGUGCGCAGCACCCAGCAGCCGGAGGAGAGCGUCCUCAUCGACAUACUGGAGGUCCGCGGAAUCAAAGGUGUCUUCCUGGCCAAUCAGAAGGUGGACGGGAAAGUGACGACGCUCAUUACCUACAACAAGGGACGAGACUGGGACCUGCUUACCCCUCCUGCUACGGAUAUGAACGGGAAGCCAAUCAACUGCAAACCGCCUGACUGCCACCUGCACCUGCACCUCCGAUGGGCCGACAACCCCUACGUGUCUGGGACGGUCCACACCAAAGACUCCGCCCCCGGCCUCAUCAUGGGAGCAGGUAACCUGGGCUCCCAGCUGAUAGAGUACAAGGAGGAGAUGUACAUCACUUCUGACUGCGGAAAAUCCUGGAGACAGGUGUUUGAAGAGGAACAUCACAUCCUGUACCUGGAUCAUGGUGGGGUCAUCGUAGCCAUCAAGGACACCUCCAUUCCACUGAAAAUACUCAAGUUCAGCAUGGACGAGGGCCGCACCUGGACCGUGCACAACUUCACCAGCACGUCGGUGUUCGUGGACGGGCUACUGAACGAGCCGGGGGAUGAGACCUUGGUCAUGACCGUGUUCGGCCAUAUCAGCUACCGGUCGGACUGGGAGCUAGUGAAGGUGGACUUCCGCCAGUCCUUCCCCAGGCAGUGCACGGAGGCGGACUACGACUCCUGGAAACUGACUGAUCUGCAGGGCGAGCGUUGCAUCAUGGGACAGGAGAGGAGCUACCGGAAGAGGAAGGAGUCGGCCUUCUGUAUCAAAGGGAAGAGCUUCACGUCCGCUCUGACGGCCAAGCCCUGCCAGUGCUCAGAGAGAGACUUCAGCUGUGAUUAUGGAUUCGAGCGUGCACCUAGCAUGAAAGCGGAAGGUGAUCGAUGCUUUGCAGACUUCUGGCACGACCCAGACUCCCCACCCGAGGACUGUCAACUGGGCGAGAGUUACGCAUCCAGCACAGGCUACCGGAAGGUGGUCUCCAAUGUGUGUGAGGGAGGAGUGAACAAGCAGCAGAGCUCCAAACAGCACACCUGCCCUCUGCUGUCCCCUAAUGGCCUGCAGCUUGGUGUCAAGGGUCAAAUGUUGGCUGUGGCGCCUGGUGAUGACAUCACUUUCAUCAUCCAUCAGGAACAGGGUGACACGGCCAACACUAAGUACCAGGUGGACCUAGGUGAUGGGGUACGGGCCAUCUACAGGAACCUGACCGUGACGGAUGAGCCCAUCCAGCACCGCUACGAGAAGCCGGGCGUGUACCGGGUCACCGUGAAGGCUGAGAACCCGUCCGGCCACAGCGAAGCCACUGUCUACAUCCAGGUCAACGCCCCUUUACAAGAAGUGCACCUGGAAGUAGUUCCCAUCGCUGGGAUAAACCAGGAAGUGAAUUUGACUGCUGUGGUGCUUCCCGCUGCCACCAACCUCACUGUCUUCUACUGGUGGAUCGGCAACAACCUCCAGCCCAAGCUCUCUCUGGAGAACAGCGUUAUCACCAAGUUCCCUGAGACAGGAGAGGUGUCGGUCACCGUCCAGGCCUCAAAUGGCCGGUCCAUGGUCCAGGACACCAGAACUGUCCGUGUGUUCGAUCAGUUCCAGGUCAUCCCUCUGAGUUUCAGCAGGAACCUUGACCAGUUCAACCCCAACAUUCCCGAAUGGAGAGAAGAUAUUGGGCAGGUCGUGACCAAGAUCCUGGCCAAGAUCACUGGAAUUCCACAGGAAUCCCUGGUUACCAUGGUGAGGCCAGGUCUACCAACCACAGCGGACCUGUACGUGCUUCCACUGGAGAGCAAACCGGCUAAGCGCAGUGUGUUUGUUGAUAAGAGGAUUCCCGCCAUAAAGCAGGCCUUCAAUGAGAACAACGUCAGCUUCAUUGUGAGGGGGGGUCUGGUGGUGCUGGUGACCCUGGCUGACCCCGAUUCAGGAGAAAUAACAAGAGACACAUCAACCCAUGCAACAGAAACCGGCUCCCAGGGGGGCAUGGCUGGAGCAGGCGUUUGGGCUCUGGCUCUAAUAUUUGUUAUCAGCCUGGUUGCCGUUGGAGCUUUCAUCCUUUACAAAUUUAAGAGAAAACUCCCAGGAAGGAAUGUCUAUGCCCAGAUGCACAACGAGAAGGAACAGGAGAUGACCAGCCCUGUCAAUCACAGCGAGGACACACAGAACAUCAUCCAGGGGGAGGAGUUUAUCGAUGAUGACCUGGACUCACAGACCCUAGGUAACUCAGGAGGUAACCACUCGGGCGUAGUGCUGAGCAUCAACUCGAGAGAGCUGCACAGCUACCUGACCAGCUGAUGGCUGCGGAGGGGCUGAAGAGCACGGACUCUGCCUUCUCUGUUUUAUUACACCGGCCCUCUCCCCAAGCCUGCGGAGGAGGGGCCAAAACCCCACCAGACCAUUUAUACACCCGCAGUACUACAGCAACCUGUUCUGUCUCUCGCUCUCUCACUCCUCCCGAAAACAGCAGGAUUAACCCCUCUCCCCGCCCCCCCCCCCCCCCAUCCCGUCCCUUCAGUAUGGAACAUACAGGGUCUGAGAGACUCCACCUGCACCCGUGCUCCCGAUUGCUCUCCACCAAUCUCUUUGCUUCGGCACACCCACCCACGAGCUCUUGUUUGUUUUUCCUUUGAACUUGUCUGCUCCCCUAACACCAGCUGAACACGUCUGCUCCCUUAAGACCAGGUGCAUCUCUCCCACGCCCUCCAAGAUACUUUUGUUUUCUUUGCCUUUUUGUCUCUCCCUGUCAGUGUCAUUAUGUCUCUUUCUUGGUGGUUUUUGCGUUCUUUAUGCCAUUCUGUCUCUUUCGUCCUCUCCCUUUCUCUCCUUGGUGAGCGCCGACGUGUUUGCUCAUAGGUGUCUUGCGGGCAUGUGACAUUCCACACUAUCUCCGAAACAGAAAUGAGGCCUGGGUCAGGAGCCAAAGACUCGUUAAAACUACAAAACGCCCCUUUCCUUUCUGUUUCAAUCACGUUGUGGAGGAAGAGCGCAGGGGGGAGUCCUUUUAACUGUCAUCUUAAUCAUUUUGUGGUACUACUUCAGUUUAACUAAUGUCUAGGGAAGAUGCAUGCUGCUCAGAAAUGGGUGGUGCAGUUCCUGCUAUACUAUCCAGCAUCCAGUAAGAGAAUGGUUGUAGUUGCCUCAAGAACAGGUGGGAAAGUUUGAACCAUUUGAGCCUUGUGAAGGAGAAUGAGCCUCGUCUUUCUGUAAAAGCCUCACAAAUUAUGUGUACGAGCCUCUUUAGUCUUUCUGAAACAGCCUCACCAAGAGUCAUUCUGAAACAGCCUCAUUAAGAGUCAUUCUGAAACAGCCUCAUUAAGAGUCUUUCUGAAACAGCCUCAUUAAGAGUCUUUCUGAAACAGCCUCAUUAAGAGUCAUUCUGAAACAGCCUCAUUAAGAGUCAUUCUGAAACAGCCUCAUUAAGAGUCAUUCUGAAACAGCCUCAUUAAGAGUCAUUCUGAAACAGCCUCAUUAAGAGUCUUUCUGAAACAGCCUCAUUAAGAGUCUUUCUGAAACAGCCUCAUUAAGAGUCAUUCUGAAACAGCCUCAUUAAGAGUCAUUCUGAAACAGCCUCAUUAAGAGUCAUUCUGAAACAGCCUUGUUCAGAGAUUUUCUGAAAUGGCCUCGCUUACAGUCUGAAACAGCCUCUUUAACAGCCUUUCUGAAAUAGCCUCGUUAAGAGUCUGAAAAUAGAUCUGGGACAAGAAGAUGUAGAGUGUGGGGUGGGAAACUGGGGGUGGGAAUCAAAUGCAGUGCUUUAAAAAGUUUCCAUUGUUUGUACAGUGUGUGAUACGAAAUCCCUAGUCUUAUCCGUACUGCAAUUUAUUAUUACGUGGAUACACAGUGUGUGCUCUGUCCAGAUCACUAAUGCCGAUCAAAUAAAUUCAGAAUGAGCUACUUGUAAUUCAUUAUGCCAAAAACACAACUCAAAAAUAUUCCUAUCUCCAGAGAGCUGGGUGCUGUCACAGGCUUGUGCCUGAAACUGAAGUUACGGUUUUUACUGUUGAGGGCGCUGGUCUCCUAUUUAUGGGCAAGUGCAGGGCUGACAUUGAAACUGCAGUUCAAUCCGUAGACUCUAGAGGGUGCUGGAGUCCCUAAGUGGGGUAAAUGUGUGAGUGGCAAAGGCAAGGGCACAUUUUUAUUUAUGAACGAUUCCCUUAGAGUCUACAUUAGCUCACCGUAUCUUAAACCGAUCUAACAACGCAGUGGAAUAAAUCACGUAGCUUCUUUUUAAUGAAGUGUUUGUAUUUUUGUUAUAUUUAUCUUUUUUAUGGUACUUAUUACAUGGGUUGAGUCGAUUGAAGGCUUCAGUAUUGUGCGAGAUCAGUCAAGCAGCCACAGCUCUCCGAAAAAAAUGUAAAUCUUUGUCCCAAGGAGCCUCAGGAGCAGAAUUCUCCUGCUCAGUGUAAAUGCUUAGACGCUAUUCCUCAAAGAAUAACAAAUGCUAUGCUUGCGAACAAUCACGAACCUCCCAAUAACCCCAACCCCCUACUCCUGAAGGUCAGAAUGAAUGAAAUGAAAGGUGGGUUGAAAUUCCAUACCUGUGCGCAUAUACGUACUGAUGCUGUGCUUUUGGGAUGAAUUCACUUGAGUGGGUUCCAGCAGCCAUCCUGUUCAUUGAUGGGCUGUACGAGUGUUAGCAUGACGGUCUGCUGAGGUCGAAAAAGUUCAGAACUUCAGAAGGUCUGAGUUGUGACUGGUGCUUGAAACCAGGUUGUGUGGCCCUUAUAGAGCCUAUAUUAGGCAGUGCAUGAAGUGGAGUUUCCCUUUAAUUUGGUUUGUAUAUGUAAAAAUAAUAACAAAUGUACAUAAUUAUGAAUAUCUCACAUAAACACCAAAAUUUCACCGCUUUGGAAAGGUCAUCUCCGCUCAUCUUGAGCACUUUCACGUGAGCGCGACAUCGUUAGCAAUAGUUCGCCUUUUUCACUCUCCUCAGUGUAGGAAUAUUAUAUAUAUGUGUAGCCUGAGAUGGUAUUUUUUUUAGUUAACUCACAAAUUAUCAAUGUUACAUUCAAAGUAACACCAUAUAAUCCUGCCCAUUUACCAGUUCAGAGUUAUUUCUUCUUUACUCUUCUACAGAUGGGCCGACAGGCUUUGUUGGAUUCUGUAAACUGGUACAGGUGUUUGUUACAGCUCUCUGUCACAUGACUUAAAGGUAAUCAAGGGGAAACACACAGGAACAUAAUCAUACGGUGAUUAUCAUGGGCAUAAUUACAUACAUCAUUAUGGUGGACAUAAUCGAGAACAAAGCUGGAACAGCAGCAUGAAAAAACCACAAUGAAAACCAGAAAAAAACAACAACAAAAAAAAACCCAUUCAGUUAUAAACUAAAAACAGAAUCUGUUGAAACAUUAAACUCAUUUCUAAGAAGAACAGAAAUGAUUUCCUGAGGCUAUUGUGUGCAUUAAAUGUCUGUACUCAUUAAAAACAUGAGCACCACUGUAUAGGUCUGUGGUUUACAGUGCUGUGUAGGCCUGCUAUGAAUAUUUGUAGUAGAGUUAGUACAGCCAUUAGUCACGUUUAGUUCUGCCACCAAGUGCUGAUGGAUCCUUUAUUUUAUUAUUUACCGGUUUGAAUUGCACUACUCACUUAAUUCUGGGAUUAACUGUUGAAUAAGGAAUGCUGAAUAUUCUCUCUAGUCCAGUCCAAGCCGCCAGAAAAUAUGGUUCAGUCAAUGGUGGAUGGACCUGCUUACGGACAGCCAAGCCAGUGCGCCUUGUGGUUUCCAAUCAGAUGGUUCAUAUUCACUUUAAAAUGCUGGAAAGAAGCUCUAAGCCUACUAAUACUGUAUGCAGUAAAUAAAAAUCAUACGAAAGACUUGAUUUACGCUCGCAUUAAGCAAUAACAAUGACCAGUGUAAUUUUGGGCUUCGUUCCAGUUCAGAGGAGUCCUGGGACAGCGGGUUCCCUUCGGCUUCUCGUAUUCCAAAGUACGCUCUGUAUUUAAAACACGGGCCACGCAAACCAAACCGUCAGUCUGGCACAUUCGCCCUUCAGGUAUGCAGAGGUCUCUGUGGCUCUCCCGGACCAGAACUGUCCAUCACUGAUGUCGUUUCUUUGAUUUCAGUACUUCUCUACAUUGGUCUUCAAAAAAAAAAACAAAAAAAAAAACUGAAACAAAACCAGUAUUUGAUUCACCCUGCUAGUUGCACCUUCUCCACUGUAGAAAGCCACCUUCAGCCAGUGGCACUGAACUCAAACCCUUGUGGUGCCGCGUCGCUUGGGUAUCUUUUGUACAUAUAUAUGCACAUGUCUUGUUCUUAGUUUUCUAGUGAUGUGAUGUCCGUGAGAUAUUUCUUUUUUUGUGCGUGUGGGGGUGGGGGAGUCAGGGAGGGUAGUCAAAAAAAAUAAAAAUAUAUUUGUGGAGGAGAUUCAUUGUUGACACAAAAUGUUUGAAAUUGACUGCACAGUUUUAUUAUUAAUGUUUUCAGUAAGUGUUUGAAUACUCAGCUGAUCGUAGUGCACAUAACCAACCGUCCGGACUAAGCACACUCAUAACUGUAUAGGUUUGUUCUAAUAAUUUGAUCUGUUCAAUAAAGACUAAACAUCUUCAGGAAA
Anguilla rostrata (American eel) is the source of this 8621-nucleotide messenger RNA. It is a transcript of the gene sorcs2, whose product is annotated as sortilin-related VPS10 domain containing receptor 2. The transcript has 28 exons. Bases 1261 to 4362 code for a protein of 1033 amino acids. The record is from RefSeq and is a predicted model, not a curated record. Gene Ontology annotation, molecular function: protein binding. Gene Ontology annotation, cellular component: membrane. NCBI's taxonomy places the organism in Eukaryota, Metazoa, Chordata, Actinopteri, Anguilliformes, Anguillidae.